CGUUGCCAUGGAAGUUCCUAUUCCAAACACGUUACAAUACAUUAGCAGCUGAAACGCAUGUGACAGAAAGAUCGUUUUUGCUAGAAGAGCAGAAAUUGAUCAUACAACAUUUUCUCACGCUCUAAGAGAGAAUUCGAAGACAAACAGUUUCCAGAAUCGAAGGGCAGAAUUCAGAACCAAGACUGCUGUGGAAUCUGACAUACCAAGAUGGUGGUGAUGCUGAAUCAGUGCUGCUGCGGCUGUGAGCUGAAAACUGGAACGAUCAUAAUAGGAGUUCUCGAUGGGAUAGCAGCUCUCUACUCCCUUGUUACUAGCAUUGUUGCAGCAUCGGCUGCAAUUGUAGUCGGCGAUAAAAAUCAAAGCUACUUGGAGACGGUUGCUACCCUGUCCAUAGUAUUGGCAGUGUUCUCUGCUCUGCUCCUGCUGGUUUCCAUCUGCCUCCUUGUAGGGGCAGCAAAAGAAAAACCAUCUCUGUUGAUUCCAUGGAUGGUCUACUCCCUUGUUUUCAUUGUAGAGAAUACUGUUGUGAACAUAUACUACGCAGUUCAGUACAUCGGAAUGAGCGAGGGGGUGAUCGCCGCCGGAGUUAUUAUUGGGGCCAUUGUACACCUACUGCUCCAGGUCUACUUCCUCCUUGUGGUGUACAGUCUGUUCAGAGAACUGAAGAGAACAUCGCCCUCACCUGACCCUUGAAACUUCACACUCACAGGCACUCAGAUUUGGAAUCUCCAGCGCAUAUAUCGUUACAAAGAGCCUGAGUCCUCUCUUAAACAUCUUAAACUGUGCCUUAAGCAGUAAACACACACGAAAAUAAUAAUUAUAAAGUGAUAUAGACAUAUUCAGUUUAUUCCUAUAAAUUUAAAGAACUGUGAAAAUCAUAUACACAUAACAGAGCAAUUGAAAUGUUCUUAGAAAUUUGUGACGGUGCUCAUGUCAUAGAAAUUCUGUAAUAUCUACACGAUAUUCGAACAUGAAUUGAUUUUGUUUUCUGGUGUUUGUAAUGUGUUAUCCCGUUUAUGAACACUAUCAGGCUAAUCUAUUCGUUUUGAAAAAAUCAAGUACCAAUUAUUGAUCUUUCUAUGGACAUUCAAAGUACGACAAACUACAAUGACAUUCUGGAGUAGGGUUAGAGAGAAAAUAGAUUCUAAAGAGUUCUGACGGUCGUGUAUAACACUUGGAAUUACUAAGUUUUCGAACUUUGUCCCUUGUGCGGUAUUUUAAAGAACACAGCGUUUCUGAACCUGGAUCUGUUUCCGUCCUCAGAUGAAGGGUGGGAGCCACCUGAACUGCUGGUCCGUUACAAGGAUCUAACCUCGAUCACUGGACAGUCUACGUACAACCAUUAUCAAAAUUUCUAUUGGAUGUUCUCUGAUGUCUCCCGUUGACAAAUCCUGAUCUCAGAUGUACGUGAUGCAGCUGUAGUUGUGUUGUCAUAGGCAGACCAGUGGUUGAGGUUAGCUGUCUUUAAAGUAAUCAACAGAGUAGGCGUCC
Cryptotermes secundus is the source of this 1491-nucleotide messenger RNA. Its product is annotated as lysosomal-associated transmembrane protein 4B-like. NCBI's taxonomy places the organism in Eukaryota, Metazoa, Arthropoda, Insecta, Blattodea, Kalotermitidae. The coding region runs from base 208 to 693 and encodes 161 amino acids. The transcript has 6 exons. The record is from RefSeq and is a predicted model, not a curated record.